Messenger RNA from Nematolebias whitei (Rio pearlfish), 2763 nucleotides. It is a transcript of the gene kansl1l, whose product is annotated as KAT8 regulatory NSL complex subunit 1-like. Gene Ontology annotation, cellular component: NSL complex. The record is from RefSeq and is a predicted model, not a curated record. Lineage: Eukaryota; Metazoa; Chordata; Actinopteri; Cyprinodontiformes; Rivulidae. Gene Ontology annotation, molecular function: histone acetyltransferase binding.
AUGGUCCCAGCCUUGACCAAUAUCCUGAAAAAAUGGCUGAUCAACUUGACGCCCCCUCCUGCCUCCGUCAGGGUGAACUCAGAUGCCAGAGCCAUGUGCACGGUUGAGCUGGAACCUCACAUGAGAGCUGCAGACGACUGUGAACUCCAGAAAAUGUUGAACCUUUGCUUGUUUCACUCGCUGGACUCCUGCCUUCCCUUGAGGCCACUGGAUCCUCCUGUAAACCCUGAACUUUUAGCAUGUGUGCAGACAUCUGCCAGCCCCCAUGCGAUGCUGCCCCUCACCAGUCCAGACUCCCCCAUCAACUUUCUCUCUUUCAAUAAAUGCCAGAGAGAGUCUCAUCAAGUGGCCGCUGUUUUCCCAGGUGUGCCAGACAUGUUUUUAAUCCCUGUUCCUGAGCACAAUAGCCAAGAGGCUUGUCUGUUGCAUGGACAGAGUACUGCUCCUGAAUUUAGACCAGAUGGUGGUGAUGUGCAUCACUCCUCUCUUGCUCGUUGUCCCUCCUAUUCUCACGAGGAGCUUACAACUCAGAGUCACACUCAAAUAAAUGCAACCCAGCCUACAAUGGUGUGUGAGGGAUUAGCAGGAAUGGCCUGUCCUCUUCCAGCUUCUGUACAGCCUGGCACUGACGUGUUAAACCUUGACCAGAUGGAAUUUAAAGCUGGGCUGGAAGACGUUGUAAAGGAGCAGCUCUCCAAACAUGAGGGGCUAAAAGACAAAGCCUGGAGGCUGGAAAAGAGACUGCAAGCCCUGCUGGGAGAUCACGUCCUACUCCACUGCAACCAGCAGCUCGAGGGGCUGAAGAAGUGUCAAUUUGAAGACAUGACCCUUGACAGUUUAGACUCUGUAUACCAUGAGGCACCUCCCAAAUCCUGCACUAAUGCUGAUCUUUUUGGGCAAGAGUCAGCCACAAUUUGGUCUUCCUUCACGGAGGUCUCAGAGUUCUGUGACUCCAGCCAGGUGUUGCUGAGAGACCUGUUGGAGGUCCUGGACUCCGAGGCCACGGGCAGCAGCAGCUCAGAUGACGAGCCAGAGGAGGACAUGGUUCAUGGCAAGAUUUCUCUUGUCAGCAGUUGUGAGAGGCAGUGGCUUGAAGAAAGAGCCGAGCUAAGCAGCAGAUGGAGCUGGCUGCAGCUGCGUCUGUCUGAACUAAAAGGGAGAACGGAGCAACUGGUAGAGCUCCACCAAAACAUCUGCUCCACCAAGGGUAGGGUGGUGCUUGCAGACCCCCACCUACAGACUGGCAGGCAGAUUCAGCAGACCCUGAUGAGAGGAAAGGCUGGUUUAUCAUGCACGGCAUCUGAGGCUGACACUGAACCCUGCAGCCCCACACGUCUUCUGCACAAUAUAGAGAGACAGAGUGCUCAGCUGAGCCAGUUUGUAAACAGUCUCGGCUUUUCACCACUUUCUAAACAAGACCAGACGUGGAGGGGAAGAAAAACCUUCACCAGUGGUCAGGGAGGAGGUGAUGGUUUUCUGUCUGGGAGCUUUAAGAAGAGGAGGAGGAGAAUGGGGUCAAGACAGCUCUUCAAAGCUGAUGUAUCAUGUGUGUGUGCCCGCACCCGACCCCUGGUUACCUACCACAAACACAGACUGUUUACGUUCAAAUCCUUCAAUACCACAAGGUCAUUGAAAUCAAGAAAGUCCAUGUCGACAGUGUCCUCUUCUUUUUCAUCUUCCUGUUCAUGUGGCUCUUGUGAUCCUGAAGUCCUGAGUUCUGACCCUGACUGCAGGUCCAGCUCCAGAACUCCUCUGGUGCCUUUUUCUUCUGCUAGGCUUGAAGGCUUUUCUAUAAACCAUCAUGUUCAGGGAGCUGUGGCUCGAGAAGAAUGGCUUCAGAUACCUUUAGUUAUCAACUCUCAGCUGGCCAGUCCUGUGAACUACAAGAGAAACAGCUCAACACCACGACACAACAGUUACAAAUACAAGCAACGUGCACCGCAUCAUAAAAGAAGGGUUAUGGGUCUGUCACCAAUCAGGUCAUCAGGAUCUGCUUGGAAUCAUCGCAGCAGAUCCAAACCGAGGAGAAGGACGAGAGGACGGAGCCACAGGCUCAUUGAUGAUGAUCAAGAGGUCCCGUACCAGCUGUGUGAUGGAGAAAGUUCAGACGAUGCGUUUGAGGAGACUUGCACACGGAUCACACACAGCCAGUCCUCUCGGGGCUUUGUCCGAAAACGCCAAAGAGGCAGAGCGUACAAUAUCAACAACAUUAUCCUCCCUGUGUCACUUUCUAAAGUGGAAAAACUGCAGUACAAAAACAUCCUGACGCCCAGUUGGCGGGUAGCUGACACUGAGUGCCUGACAGAGAUGGAGGCAGAGAAAACUGAGGAUCUCAGCGAUGACGUCUUUGCUCAGAGGCACCUGCCUAUGGAGCAGAAAGAGAAAUUGCGCUGGUCAUCCUGGGGAAAGAGAACAUGCUGCAGGCGCCCUUCGAGAUCUGUCAGCAGGCUAUCAGGCAGCGGGGGCAGGAUGUACACAUCAGGAGAGGAGAGCUCUGUGGAGUGGAAUUGUGCUCAUCUGGAUUCUGAUGAGCAGCCAGGGUCAGAGGAGUGGCUGCCUCAAGCACCUUGGGAGCCCCGACUUUUUCCUUUGGAUGAUGUUGAAGAAGCCUCUUUGCUUUCUGAAGCAGAAGUGCCAUCUGGGUGGAGAGAGGCCAGCUCUGUUUCGUACUCAUCAAAGCUCUCCAGCACACCUUCUCAGUCAGUUUGUAAUACACUGCCCUCUCAUGGACAAACAAAGAACUACACGUUCAAUAGCAGCUGA